GUUGAAACAGGGCAAACUCAUAAAAGGAGGAGAACAUCUGAGCCAUCUGAAAUUGAAGAGAGACUAGAAUCUUUAAUAUGCAGAGUGGGUGAGAAGAGUACUUCAUCUUUGGAGAGCAAUUUGGAAGGCCUAGCUGGUGUCCUGGAGGCUGACUUACCAAACUACAAGAGCAAGAUAUUAAGAAUUCUUUGUACAGUUGCACGUCUAUUACCAGAAAAGCUUACUGUCUACACAACACUAGUUGGGUUGCUGAAUGCCAGGAACUACAAUUUUGGUGGGGAAUUUGUAGAAGCCAUGAUUCGUCAACUCAAAGAAUGUUUGAAAGUCAAUAUGUAUAAUGAAGCUGUGUAUUUAGUUCGUUUUCUUUCUGAUCUUGUGAAUUGUCAUGUAAUAGCUGCACCUUCAAUGGUAGCCAUGUUUGAGAACUUUGUGAGUGUGACUCAAGAGGAAGAUGUACCCCAGGUGCGGAGUGAUUGGUAUGUAUAUGCAUUUCUGUCAUCUCUGCCCUGGGUAGGGAAAGAAUUGUAUGAGAAGAAGGAUGCAGAGAUGGACCGUCUCUUAUCACAAACAGAAAGCUAUUUGAAACGGCGUCAGAAAAUUCAUGUACCCAUGUUGCAAGUUUGGACUGCUGAUAAACCGCAUCCACAAGAAGAGUACUUAGACUGUCUUUGGGCUCAAAUUCAGAAGUUGAAAAAAGAUCGCUGGCAGGAAAGACACAUUCUGAGGCCCUACCUUGCCUUCGACAGCAUCCUCUGUGAAGCGUUACAGCACAACCUGCCUCCUUUUACUCCUCCACCUCACACUGAAGACUCAGUUUACCCAGUGCCAAGAGUUAUUUUUAGAAUGUUUGACUAUACAGAUGAUCCUGAGGGCCCUGUUAUGCCUGGCAGUCAUUCUGUUGAAAGAUUCGUAAUAGAAGAGAAUCUUCACUGCAUAGUCAAAUCCCACUGGAAAGAGAGGAAGACUUGUGCUGCACAGUUACUGAGCUAUCCAGGAAAUAACAAGAUCCCUUUGAAUUACCACAUAGUUGAGGUAAUAUUUUCAGAGUUGUUUCAGCUUCCAACUCCACCACACAUUGAAGUUAUGUACACAACGCUUCUUAUUGAACUAUGCAAACUUCAGCCUGGCUCCUUACCACAAGUUCUUGCGCAAGCCACAGAAAUGCUGUAUAUGCGUUUGGAUACAAUGAAUACUAUAUGUGUAGACAGGUUCAUUAAUUGGUUUUCUCAUCAUCUGAGUAACUUUCAGUUCCGCUGGAGCUGGGAGGAUUGGUCAGACUGUCUUACCCAAGACCCUGAAAAGUCUAAGGCCAAAUUUGUAAAAGAAGUCUUGGAAAAAUGCAUGAGACUUUCCUACCAUCAGCGAAUAAUAGACAUUGUUCCUGCAAGUUUUUCUGUCUUGAGUCCUGCAAAUCCAGUGUGUAUAUACAAGUAUGGAGAUGAAAGUAACAGGUCUCUUCCAGGAUAUACUGUUGCACUCUGUUUGACUAUUGCUAUUAAAAAUAAAGCCAGUAAUGAUGAAAUCUUCAGCAUCUUAAAAGAUGUGCCCAAUCCUAACCAGGAUGAUGAUGAUGAUGAAGGGUUCACCUUCAACCCUCUCAAAAUAGAAGUUUUUGUACAAACUCUACUCCAUCUAGCUGCCAAGUCCUUCAGCCACUCCUUCAGUGCCCUCGCAAAGUUUCAUGAAGUCUUCAAAACGCUUGCUGAAAGUGAUGAGGGGAAGCUCCAUGUCCUAAGGGUUAUGUACGAGGUGUGGAAGAACCAUCCACAGAUGAUUGCUGUGCUUGUUGACAAGAUGAUCCGAACACAGAUUGUCGACUGUGCUGCAGUAGCAAACUGGAUCUUCUCUUCAGAGCUUGCUCAUGAUUUUACUAGGUUCUAUAUCUGGGAAAUCUUACACUCUACAAUUCGUAAGAUGAACAAGCAUGUUCUCAAGAUCCAAAAGGAACUAGAGGAGACCAAAGCAAGAUUAGCCAGACAACACAAACGACGAGACAGCGAUGAUGAUGACUAUGAUGAUGACCGAAGCAGUGACAGGGAGGAUGGACCAUUGGAAGAGCAAAUAGAACGCUUGCAGGAAAAAGUGGAGUCUGCUCAGAGUGAGCAAAAGAAUCUCUUCCUUGUUAUAUUCCAGCGUUUCAUUAUGUUGUUAACUGAGCAUUUGGUGCGAUGCGAAACUGGUGGGAUUGAUGUAGUCACGCCCUGGUACAAGAGCUGUAUAGAGAGGCUGCAGCAGAUCUUCUUGCAGCAUCACCAGAUUAUUCAGCAGUACAUGGUGACCCUGGAGAACCUUCUGUUUACAGCUGAACUGGACCAUCACAUAUUGGCUGUAUUUCAGCAAUUCUGUGCUUUGCAAGCUUGAAAUAUUUUCACAAUGCAGAGUCUUAGCUGGUGGACUUAAAUUGAUUUAAUAUUUUUUAAAAAUGGGAACAUGACUUGGGAAAGAGAGAACCUUUUUAUUUCAAGAUGGUUUAACAUGCUCUCCUAUAUAACUGAUACCAUACUAUAACAAAUGGCAACUAUUUUAGCAUCCUAGGCCUUAUUAGUUAUGGUUGGUAGGGAAUUGGUGUGGAAUAAUGUAUGAACUUUUUUAAUUUUGUCGUUUUUAAUUUUGGUUUGUUGACUCCAUUAUAGUAUUUGUGUUUUGUUUUUUUUUCUCCCAUUUAUAUAAAAAAAAGCCAAAAAAUUAUAGAUUUGGUUACCUCUGCCUGACCUGUCAAGCAAAGUUAAUUCCCUAAUUACAGUAAUGUGAAAACAGAUGAUAGGAUGUUUUAGUGAAUGUAACAAAUGCAAGUUUUCAGUGAGCAAUUUGAUAAAUUCUCAGUAGUCAGACAGAAAUUAUCUUAACUUUGGAUAUCCUAACUUUGGGCAUGUGAAAUGCAGUCAAGCUUACAGAGUGGUCUAGAGCUUAUGGAUCUAGAUUACCAAAACGAUAGCUUUUCGUGGUUUGAAAGAACCUGAUUGAAAUACAAUUGAAAUAUGUUUUUUAAACUUUGUCUGGUGUCUUAUUGCAGUAGCUGAAACGUUUGUGCCGUUUAUAGAACUAACUGCAAAGGAUUUUGUAAUAAACUUAGGAAAAUAUUGUA
Molecule: messenger RNA, 3085 nt
Organism: Gavialis gangeticus (Gharial)
Lineage: Eukaryota; Metazoa; Chordata; Crocodylia; Gavialidae
Gene: NCBP1
Product: nuclear cap binding protein subunit 1
Exons: 22
Biological process (GO): mRNA export from nucleus; nuclear-transcribed mRNA catabolic process, nonsense-mediated decay; regulation of mRNA processing
Cellular component (GO): nucleus; nuclear cap binding complex
Molecular function (GO): RNA cap binding; protein binding; mRNA binding
Source: RefSeq, a predicted model, not a curated record